This is a messenger RNA of Erythranthe guttata (spotted monkey flower), 2973 nucleotides long. It is a transcript of the gene MUG7, whose product is annotated as MuDR family transposase. Lineage: Eukaryota; Viridiplantae; Streptophyta; Magnoliopsida; Lamiales; Phrymaceae. Gene Ontology annotation, molecular function: zinc ion binding; protein binding. The record is from RefSeq and is a predicted model, not a curated record.
UGAAAACGUCCUUAUUUACAAAAAUAUAUUCAUGUUUCCACAAUUGGAACACUAUAUUUAACCAUCUUCCCUUUCAUUCAUUCAUUCAAUCAAUCAAAACUCUCUCUCUCUAUGAUUCUUUUGUGCAUCCGGUAAAUAUAAAUCAAUUCACAAUCACAACUACUUUCAAUUUCUUUGGGAACUGUAUCUUUCUCUCACUUCAACACACACUAGAAAAAGAUUUCUUUACCGCACGACUCCGCCCCCCGCCCCCCUUUCGCCAUUCCUUUGCGAGAAUUUUUUGCUUCACAAAUUGAGGAAUUUAUCGGGCAGCCCUUUUCGCUAUUUAUUUUUGCCCUAGAGGUCCAACACUUUGCCGAAAAGUGAACUGAACGAUGGUUGUGAAGAAAAUUAUCACCAUUUGUCAGUCGGGCGGUGAAUUCGAGACCGACGCUGACGGUGUAAUCUCUUACAAAGGCGGCGAUGCUCAUGCAAUGGAAAUCGAUGAUAAACUGAAGUUUAAGGAUUUGAAGUCGGAGGUUGCGGAGAUGUUCGGUUGCAAUCUCGGAACUGUGGCCGUAAAAUAUUUCCUUCCUGGAAACAAGAAAACCCUAAUCAGCAUUUCCAACGACAAAGACCUUAAACGCAUGAUCAAGUUCCAUAACGAUUCCGACACAGCCGAGAUAUAUGUUGUCACAGAGGAAGUUGCCGCUCCUGAUGUUUCCCAGAUGCCAGGCAGUAGGUCAAGUAGGACAACCUUGUCAGAAGCUGGGGUUGGGGUUCCUGUUGAACCUUCCCGAAGUACGAUAAACAAUAUAGUUGAUGACAUAAACGAGCCAGACCCACUCGUCGAUUCCACAUUCGAUGUGGUCGGUGACACUAAUGUUUCCACCGAAGUGCCUGUACCUAGUGAUUUUCCUACUCCAAUUGCUUUUGCCAGUCCGUACGACGAAAAGCUCGCCAAAGCCGCACAACAAUGGCAGAACAAUAUAACUGGCGUCGGCCAAAGGUUCAACAGCGUGCACGAAUUCCGCGAGGCGCUGCGGAAGUACGCAAUUGCCCAUCAGUUCGCUUUCAAGUACAAGAAGAACGACAGUCAUCGUGUCACCGUAAAAUGCAAAGCGGAGGGCUGUCAGUGGAGGGUCCAUGCUUCGAGACUUUCCACCACUCCUUUGAUAUGUAUCAAGAAAAUGAAUCCAACUCAUACGUGCGAGGGUUCAGUUUUAGCAACUGGUUAUCAAGCUACGAGGAGUUGGGUUGCUAGUAUAAUUAAAGAGAAGCUGAAAGUAUUUCCGAAUUACAAACCGAAGGAUAUUGUGACUGAUAUUAAAGAGGAAUACGGGGUGCAGUUGAAUUAUUUUCAGGCGUGGAGGGGAAAAGAGAUUGCUAAGGAGCAGCUUCAGGGUUCGUAUAAAGAGGCGUAUAGUCAGUUACCGUAUCUAUGUGAGAAGAUAAUGGAAACGAAUCCUGGAAGUUUGGCUAGUUUCGCCACUAAAGAGGAUUCGAGUUUUCAUCAUCUAUUUGUUUCUUUUCGUGCUUCUUUGUAUGGUUUCGAACAAGGCUGUCGCCCUUUGCUGUUUCUUGAUAGCAUAUUCUUGAAGUCAAAAUACCAAGGCUCUUUGCUGGCGGCAACAGCUGCCGACGCCGAUGACGGGUUUUUUCCGGUGGCUUUCGCCAUUGUAAAUGUCGAGUCCGAUGAGAAUUGGAAGUGGUUUCUGCAGCAGCUCAAAACCGCACUGUCAACUACUCCUCGAGGGUUGACUUUUGUAGCCGAUAGAGAAAAGGGUUUGAAGGAAUCGAUCGCCGAAAUUUUCCAGGGUCAAGAAGUUUAUCAUGCGUACUGCCUCCGUUAUUUAUCGGAGCAGCUUAUAAGAGAUUUGAAGGGGCAAUUUUCUCACGAAGUGAAGCGAAUCAUAAUCCAAGACAUGUUCACUGCCGCUCACGCACCCACAGAACAAAUCUUCUAUAAAUGUGUCGAUAGCAUAAAGGCAAUUUCUGUGACGGCGUACAACUGGAUAAUGCAGAGCGACCCCACACACUGGGCGAACGCAUUCUUCCAAGGCGCAAGGUACAACCACAUGACGUCGAAUUUCGGCGAGCUUUUCUACAGUUGGGUAUCGGACGCACACGAAUUGCCCAUCACUCAAUUGGUGGACGCAAUCCGGACCAAGAUUAUGGAAUUGGUAUAUUCCCGCCACAUGGAGGCGCUCGAUUGGAUGAGAAGGUUGACCCCCUCGAUGGAGAAGAAGCUCGAGAAAGAAAAUCUCAACGUUAGGGCACUAGAGGUUGUAUCGCUCGGUGAUAGAAUCGAGGUCCGCUUUGAAAAUUCUGUUCAGAUAGUUAACGUUGACAGGUGGGAGUGCAGUUGUAGGGUUUGGCAGUUGACUGGGCUGCCAUGCUGUCAUGCAAUUGCGGUUAUUAUGUGUUUGCAGCGCGACCCUUAUGAUUUUUGCUCGAGGUAUUUCACGACUGAGAGCUAUAGGUUAACUUAUGCUGAGACGUUGAAUCCGAUUUCGAACUCGGAUGGUCCUAUGUGGCAGAAGGGUGAGUCGACUCAGAUAGUGACUGUAACACCUCCUCCAACUAGGCGUCCACCUGGCAGGCCUACGACUAAGAGGGUUAGUUCGCAAGAAGUAGGGAGAAGGCAACUGCAGUGCAGUAGAUGCAAGGGUAUCGGGCAUAACAAAUCUACUUGUAAAGAAUUUUUAUUGGAGUGCUAGCGUUGCUAUGUGUAAGUAUUAUUAUCGUAUUGCUUUUUUGCAGAAGUAUUUUUUUUUUUUUUUUUUUAGAUUUUAUUAUCGUUUUUUGUGGUCGUUCGACAUACUGUGACCGUUUUUCUUCUUCUUUUUCAUCUGACCUUUAAUAAGAGGAAGGAAGGUAAUUUAGUGCGUCUAUAUUUCUCAUUGGCUGUUUUUCCGUCGCGAGUUUAUUCAUAUAUUUAUGGUCAUUGUAGUUUUGCAGUUGCCGAGCAUAUAUAUUUGUAGUUUUCGGUUA